GGAGAUUAUGAUAUCAUUGAUGAUAAGUCUCAUUCUAGGCCUACAGAAAAACUUUGUCUUAGACUAAAACAAUUUGAUUUCCCAACAGAGAAUGGUUAUGGUUGGGGUAUCCCCCCAUCUUUUGCUUCUUUAUCUCCUCAUAGCUGGGACUGGCGCUGUCUGUGUUCCUAUGCUGUGUCUGAACUGCAACAGCACAGAAAAAGCUCUCUGUGAUGCUGACUUCUGCUCAAACUAUACAGCACAGUGCAGCAACAAAACUUCCCCCAAAGAGGUCUCUCUAGAAAUUCCAUCAAACUGCAGAAAAGAGUUUCAGGCUUCUGUCAAGAGCAAUGGAACUGAGUUUGACGAGGGCGACACCAUCAAUUUAAGCUGUGACCAUAACCUUCCCGUGCAACUGGUUACAUUUGUGUGGUGGAAAGGUGAGAAUGUACUCGAGGGAAAAAAUAAAAGCGAGCUGGUUUUCGAGCGUGUGUUGGGACAUCACAAAGGCAAGUACUUCUGCUCUGUGGAGAGCGCCUGUGGCUGUUUCAAGUCUUCACCACAUGAUGUCACUGUAAAUAACAACAAUGUGCUGUUGCUGGUGAUUUGUGGUGUUUCUGCUUUGGUCCUGGUCGUGAUUAUGGGUGUGGCUAUGAAGUACAAGAUCAAAAGAGACAACGAGAAACACAAACAGAGGAGGAAGCAGAAGGAAGAGCAGCAGCAGCACAAUAAUCCAAAUCCAAUCACAGGAAGAGUUCCUAAUUAACAACAUCUAUCUAUCUAUCUAUCUAUCUAUCUAUCUAUCUAUCUAUCUAUCUAUCUAUCUAUCUAUCUAUCUAUCUAUCUAUCUAUCUAUGACCUUUGAAAUAAUACACUCUGAUAUUGUUUGCUGUUGUAGUAUUUGAUGUAGAAAUAAAACCAAUUU
Messenger RNA from Centropristis striata (black sea bass), 904 nucleotides. RefSeq lists its product as uncharacterized. The transcript is spliced from 7 exons. Lineage: Eukaryota; Metazoa; Chordata; Actinopteri; Perciformes; Serranidae. The record is from RefSeq and is a predicted model, not a curated record. The coding region runs from base 92 to 745 and encodes 217 amino acids.